Medioppia subpectinata is the source of this 237-nucleotide messenger RNA. The record is from the annotation of a GenBank genome assembly. Lineage: Eukaryota; Metazoa; Arthropoda; Arachnida; Sarcoptiformes; Oppiidae.
AUGUCAAACUUAAAUGCCUUAAACAAGCGCAUCGAAAUUGAUCAAACGGUUAAUAGCAUUAGCCUAAGAGUUGAGGUACAGGACGUGGUGUGCCGUACGAGCGGUGGGACAGAGAAAUGCUAUUACAUAAUAGACAAAGUGGUCAAUGAAGUGGAGGCCAAGACCUACUGCUCAUCACUAGACUCUACGGCCCGUCUAUUGUCCAUACACUCGGUAGAAGAGGCGAUAUUUGUAACC